AUGGCUUUUCUCGAGAAGGCCAAGAAGGCGGCGCUCUGGUUUGCCCAGACGUACUGGUUCUACAUCGGGCUGGCGAUUUUCGUGGUGAUCGCCCGGUUUGCGCCCAAUUUUGCCCGCCACGGAGGGCUUAUCCGCGGGGAGUACACCAUCGGGUACGGCGCCGUGGCGAUCAUUUUCCUGGGCUCGGGGCUGUCAAUGGGCACGAAACAGCUGAUGGCCAACAUGGCGAACUGGCGCGCGCACACGGUCGUGCUGGUGCUGCAGUUCCUCGUCACGCCGGCCAUAAUGUACGGCUUCUGCUGUGCGAUCAAGGCGGCCCACAAUCCGCAGAUCGACGACUGGCUGCUUGUGGGGCUGAUUGUGACGGCGUGCUGUCCGACGACGGUGGCGUCGAACGUGGUGAUGACGCGGCAGGCCGACGGAAACGACCUCCUGACGCUGAGCGUGGGAGUUCGGCAACCCCGCCAACGGCUCGUCGAUUACGCGGGUUUACAGAGACGUGAUGCAGCAGAUCGGGUGCAGCGUGUUUGUGCCGACGUUUGUCGGGCAGGUGGUGCAGAACCUGUUCCCGAAGCAGACCAAGUGGUUUCUGACCACGUUCCGGUUCAACAAGGUGGGCUCGUUCAUGCUUCUGCUGGUGAUGUUUUCGUCGUUCUCGACGGCGUUCUACCAGCACGCGUUCACGGCAGUGAGCCACGCGUCGAUCAUCCUGGUGUGCUUCUUCAACGUCGGGAUCUACAUGCUGUACACGGUGAUCUGCUUUGCCGUGUCGCGGCCGGUUUUUCUGAAAAAACUGCCCGAGCCUGCGAAGCAGGGUGCGUAUGCUCGCUUCCACAAAACGGUGACCCCCUUCUACUACAGCCGCCCAGAUACAGUGGCCGUGAUGCUGUGCGGGGCGGCGAAAACGGCCGCCCUGGGGGUGGCGCUGGUGUCGGCCCAGUACGGCGACAAGAGCGAGCACCUGGGCACGCUGCUGGUGCCGCUGGUGCUGUACCAGAGCGAGCAGGUGCUGUGCGCGGGCUUCCUGACGCGGUUCAUGAAGAUGUGGAUCCAUGCCGAGGACAGGGAGAAGGACGAUGA
Molecule: messenger RNA, 1080 nt
Organism: Ogataea haglerorum
Lineage: Eukaryota; Fungi; Ascomycota; Pichiomycetes; Pichiales; Pichiaceae
Exons: 2
Coding region: 1-1080 (359 amino acids)
Cellular component (GO): plasma membrane
Source: RefSeq, a predicted model, not a curated record